UUGUUAUGUGACUCACAGGAAACAUUUUGGCAUUUUCAAUUGUUGCCACAAUCGAGUUUUUGCUUAGCUAGCUCUUGAAUUUUUGUUUUCAUGGAUUCACCGUCUGAUUCGCAAGUUAUAAGGAGGAGAAAAGGACCGGCAUUUGAAUAUUUGGUUCCGCUUAUUUAUGCACCGGCUCUUCCUCUCAUUAGGAUAGCACUGAGGCACAAGCCAGUUCUUAGGGAUCGUUUGUUCUAUGGUGUCUUGGCUGGUGCAUUUGCUCAUGGAACUUAUUUAGUUACAGAUUUAUAUGAUGCUGAGAGCAAGUGAUGGAUAUUCCGACCUGGAGAUUUCUCUUCUAUAGCAAUUUUCCCUGUGCUCAAACAAGAUGCAACUUGAUAUUCUGAUGACAUUUCUUAUACUACUAUAUUUUCAUGCGAUCGUGCUUCUAUCUUUUGGUAAGGGGUAGACUAAAUACACAUUUAAACAUUUUGCUCUUUGGAAUCAUUACUUUGUUUGAGAAUGUUUCUGAAACAUAUGUAGCUGUUGUAACCAAGGAAUCCCGUAGUUGCUCAAGGUUUCAUCGAUAAGUUUCCUUAA
Molecule: messenger RNA, 579 nt
Organism: Solanum verrucosum
Lineage: Eukaryota; Viridiplantae; Streptophyta; Magnoliopsida; Solanales; Solanaceae
Exons: 4
Coding region: 91-309 (72 amino acids)
Cellular component (GO): chloroplast
Source: RefSeq, a predicted model, not a curated record